Toxotes jaculatrix (banded archerfish) is the source of this 2913-nucleotide messenger RNA. It is a transcript of the gene gpr68, whose product is annotated as ovarian cancer G-protein coupled receptor 1. Gene Ontology annotation, cellular component: membrane. The transcript is spliced from 7 exons. Gene Ontology annotation, biological process: cellular response to pH; G protein-coupled receptor signaling pathway. Bases 336 to 1475 code for a protein of 379 amino acids. The record is from RefSeq and is a predicted model, not a curated record. Gene Ontology annotation, molecular function: G protein-coupled receptor activity. NCBI's taxonomy places the organism in Eukaryota, Metazoa, Chordata, Actinopteri, Toxotidae.
UGUGUGUGUGUGUGUGUGUGUAAGUGAGUGAGAGUGAGAGAGAGAGAGAGAGGGGGAGAGAGCUGGCGGUCAGUUUGAUGCAGACCUUCAAACCGGAGACACUGGUGGCCUAAUGAAACUGGACUACCCAAUCAGACAAGACGAACACUCAACCCGAUGAGACGAGUCUAAGGCCUCGCUGAGUGCUCCUACCAGCAUGAAGAUUUGUGUGUGCGCGCGUGUGUGUGCGUUUGUGUGUUACAUUAGAUUUAUGAGUAUGUAUGAACAUGCCUGAAAACGUUCAUGUGUGCAUGUUAAAGGUGACAUAGUGCGAGUGUCUGUGGGAUGUGUUCACAAUGUCAGAGGAGGACAUGAUUAACUGCACCAUCAGCCAUGAAAUCCACCAGUACGUCUUCUCCUGUGUGUAUAUCCUUGUACUGCUGGUCGGUGUUCCCUCCAACUUGUACUCUCUGUACCACGCUGCUUUACAGCUGAAGCAGAAGAAUGAGCUGGGAGUUUAUUUGAUGAACCUCACCGUGUCUGAUCUGUUAUACCUGGCGUCAUUACCACUGUGGCUCCAGUACAUAUUUCAGGAUGAUGACUGGAGUCACAGGGAAUGGUUGUGUCAGCUCUGCGGCUUCCUGCUCUACGAGAACAUCUACAUCAGCAUUGGUUUCCUGUGCUGUAUCAGUCUGGAUCGCUAUCUGGCUGUGGUGCAUCCUUUAAGGUUCGCCUCUCUCCGCUCUAUGAAAGCAGCCUGGCUCGUUAGUGCUAUCAUCUGGCUGAAGGAGAUCGCAGUAGGCGUGGUUUUCUUCCGCCACAAAGAACUGAGCAAAGACCGCACGAACCAAUCAGUGUGCUUCGAGCACUACCCCAUGCAGCCGUGGGAGUACCCAAUCAACUACUACCGCUUCACUAUCGGCUUCAUGUUCCCGCUGGCCAUUCUGUCGAUCAGCUACCUGUGUGUCCUUCGUGCUGUGGGUCGGAGCGCAGGGACUCAGCCGGUUCAGAAGAUCCGGAUCAGGCAGUUAGUGAGCAGCACCAUUCUCAUCUUCCUGGUCUGUUUCUCCCCGUACCACGUGUUCUUGUUAGUUCGCACCCUGCUGGAGCGGGACUGCAACUUUAUUGCAGGAAUAUUCAACUACUACCACCUGUCGUUGCUGCUGACCACUCUGAACUGCUUGGCCGACCCUGCUCUCUACUGCUUCGUCAGUGAAAGUGCCCGCCUUGGCCUGUACAGAGCCGUAAUCCGCCCCGUUAUCAGGAUACUCUGUUGCUGCUGUCGCCGCGGCAACGCGAGUCCUUCCAACCCGACCACGGAUUCCCACGAGGUCGCCAUUGACGAGAACAAUGGCCACCCGACUGUGACGCUGCUCACGCACACCAGCACACUCAACAACGUAAAAACAGACCCUGCCAGCAAAAACACCAUUUUAAUCACACAGACUGAUGAAAAAACCAUCAUACCCUUAAUUGUACAAAAUAACACGCAUUGAUAAAUGAAUGGACAGUGACGGAAAGUCCAGUUGUGUGACAGCCAUGGAGGAGCAGAGCCAAAAGACAGGGAGGACCGAGGAGACUGACAAACAGCAUCAGCUGAAAUUAUCCAGGGACCAUUCAGAAUCUGUGCUAGCAGAGGCCCCAGGGCAGUGGGAUUAAAAGGACAAGACUGGUUCCCUUCAGCUUAGUCUGAGAAUCAGACAAAGCUGGACUAAGUUAAGACUGAGUGGAGGAUGCACAAGAGAUGACCUGCAGCUCAACACGAGUCUGGCAUCUCUUUGGUCCCUGUAAAUGUCUUGUUUACAUUUCGAUGUGAUGUAGACGCAGGAGCUAACAGGAGGAGGAGGAGUUUUAGAUUGAAAAGACAACAUUCAUCAGGAGGUCAGAGUUACUGAAGUACUGGAUCCUGAUCCCUUGGAGGGUAUUUGCCAGUAUUCUUUUAAAACAACAGUAUUACAGUAACACUUCCUAAUAAGACCCUCUUUAUAAAGGGUAGGUGUAAGCAAAGGCUUUAUUAAUGGUUAAUAAAUAAUUUACUUAUCCAUUAGAAAUCAGUUAUAAGCCAUAAGCAAUGGUCAGCAGAAGUGUAGCUUGAAUUCAUAUUGUGUGUGAGGGCCCUCCCUCACCCUCAGGUGCAGUGUUUCUGCAAAAACUGUUAACCGAAGGUUAUGUGUUAAAUCAUCAGUGUUUAAUUAACAUUGCCAACAUGAACAAACAUACAAAUCAAGGCAUGGUCCCACUGCUAACUGUGAACACAACCAUGCAGCUGAGAGACACAACCGCAGCAAAUUCAGAUACACAGGAAACAAAACACACACAUUGUGUCACAUGGACCAGAGCCCGUAGGACAACAUUCAUAACCUAACGUCCAGGAGGUGUCAGUCGCUGGAUUAAAAGUAGCAGCUGGUAAAUUGAUCUGGGGCUGAAUUAGAAUCAACAGUCACCUUUUUUCUGUCUGAUGUGGAAAACAGGGAAGCUUUUCACUGUUUCUGUUCCCUGCACUGUCACCCUCCCAUUCCUCACCCUCCCUGGUCCCUGACCAGUGAACCACUGUAUACUGUGUGACAGAGAAGCAUCACAGACAGAUCAGGUCCUGACAGUUUUCACUUCAGCAGCUAAAUAAAACCCAAAUACAUGAAAUAUUUAUUUUUAGCACUUCAAUUAAAAAAAACAAAAAUUAAAAAAUGUCUAAAGCUGUUAUCAGUCACCCUUUUAAAAGGUGUUAGUGAACUCUAAGUACAGCCAUUUUGGACAUAUGUACAGUGAAUUCAGAAAGUUUUCGGACUAGGGCUGAACGAUUUAAAAUAGUCAUUUCAUACAACGCGAUCAUGUGAUCGCCAAAGCUUUUUUUUUUUUUGCAGUGAUCCUAACUGACCCAGGAUCUGCUCCCUACCUGCCAAGCUCACCAAUCAGAAGCGGCAUUGCUGCUCGUGC